Messenger RNA from Cryptococcus deneoformans JEC21, 2065 nucleotides. RefSeq lists its product as hypothetical. The coding region runs from base 292 to 1731 and encodes 479 amino acids. The record is from RefSeq and is a predicted model, not a curated record. Lineage: Eukaryota; Fungi; Basidiomycota; Tremellomycetes; Tremellales; Cryptococcaceae. The transcript is spliced from 5 exons.
CACUUUCAAUAGCCAGCAGCUCGACUCCACAGCUGCACGUACUCGAUCCCCUCAGACCGGCAGCAAUAUCUAUAGGCGGGCAAGAGUCUGGUGCUGUAGAUGUCCCUACUCUAGAUCAUCAGGUCUCUUCAAGAUCUGACCUCCUCAGAAUCCACAAUCCCAAGCACCCCCUCCUCUCUACACGCCCUCUGCUCGCCUAGGGACGAAGUGGCCGUCUUAUCGCUCAGUCGUUAAGCACCGGUCGUACAUUUCCGGUCCCCUUUUUUCUCUUGUUCCACGGACACCGUAAUCAUGUCAACGCCUUCCAAUGAGCCUUUUUUUCCCAAAGACCGCAAACGUUCAGCCCAUUGGAGUGACUCGGAUACCGAUAUCCUUGUUGACGUCUUGUUGCGUGAACGGGAUACUGGCCGCACGGUAGAUAACGGUUUUAAGCCUGAGGUAUGGAAAGAGGCCGCUCGGUUGCUCGAAAAUUCAAACUUUGUGGGUGGGCCAAAAACCCCAGAGGCUUGUAGGAGCAGAUGGCAGAGGCUGCAAAGGGAUUAUCGUCUGGUCAAGGAAAUGGAGGUUCUACCUGGAUUUUCGUGGGAUCACAACACUCAUAGACUGUCCGCUUCUCCAGAGGCGUGGAUGAAUGCCGAAAAGGAAAUGGACGCAUACAAAUACCGCAAAAUUCAUCUCCCACAUUACGACUCACUCGCCAUCCUCUGCGCCAAUGAUUCCUGCCGCAGGGCUCCGCGAAACACCAAAACUCGUCACACUUCCAUUUCUUCCUCGUCCAGCUUGAUGAAUCUAAGCACUCCCAAUCCCAAUACCUCAACUCCUGCCCAAAUGGCCCAAGUUCCGCAACCGAUAACUAUGGCCCAAGUAGGUCACUUGAGCAGGCAACAUUCGCAUAGCAGCUUGCCAACUAAUGGACAAAUGACACCAAUGUCGAGCAGUCAACAUCAUCCCCAUGGACACCCAGGAAUGCACGAUCCGGUGAACGGAAAUGGGCUUGUACAACUUGGAGCUACUUCAAUGCAGACUGAUCAUAAUGUAUUUAGUUGGGAAAGCGGAGAACAGGGAGGCGGCGAGGGGGAUUUUGAUGGAUCAUUUGGAUUGUCCAACGGAUCACAAGCUUUCCUUCCACAGAAGCGUACCAUGCCGUUUGAUCCUUCACUCUUAAACGGCUCCUCUCAGCAACAUCACAUGAUACCACAGGGUAGCCCUCCCAAAAAGCCGCGUACCUCGUCCCGCCCAAUGAUCACCCAUCAGCUAAGCGGCAUGCAUCAAAAUGGACCAUUCGGUUAUUCCAUGCAGAAUACGGGUAACCCUGCUCAUCUGGAUACGGGAAAUCCGGGCCGUGGACCCAACGCUGGAUCAGGAAAUCAAGGCGACCAACAAUCUCCCGAAUUUUCCACAUCUACACCAGCCAUGCUCGACCAUACUCUUCUCCAAACACCACCGGGAUUACGUAUCAAACCCUAUACCCCUCCCACCCCCGGGUCCGCUCCCAACUUGACGUUACAAGCGCCCGAAAUGGCUGUGGCAGGCCUGACUGAAGCACAAAGAAGGACUGAAGCUUUGUUGCAACUUCAACUGCAAGAGUCGGAAAUGCGCGAUGAGGAUAUGGUAGAGGUGAUGGCAGAGUUUGAAAUGAAUGUAGCGGCGGCUGAUACGUAUCUCGCUAUCAAGCGAGAACCGUUGAGGAAGAUGUGGUUGGCGAAUUUGGUCAAGCGGAGGAAUCUUUGACACUUAUGAGGCCAUUCGGUGUUGGUGGAAACUCAGGCGAAUUGGCUAUGACUGCGCAUCAUAGUAUCAAUUCCUGUCGAUUGUGGAAAAAAAAGGCAAGUCGAGCCUGAUUAUAUUUCGUUCAUUUUUUUCUGGACUUAUCCUUUCGUUUCCUUUCAUUCUUUUGGUCUCUAAUGCUCUUAACGCAUCAAUAAAAGAUAUGUUUUUUGUAUCCGCGAUACGCCUGGAAAUAUGAGUCGCGAUGACUAUACACGAUAGUUUUAUGGUAUGUAGUCACUCUACAAUGAAUAGUCCUUGUAAAAGGUUCAAUAGCAAAUAUGCAUGGUAUAUAAAU